AACAGUAGACGUAAGAAGAAGGAUGAAAGGUGGGGCUGGGUGAGAGAAAGUUUUAAUCGUUGCAUAAUAAGUGCUUAAUCCUACUGCACAUGUAUGGCAUAGCAGAGGAUAUAGCAUCAUACAGCACAAGUUGCUGAUAAAGUGUUUAAAGGGGUUUCUGUCUCUGCACUCUGACUGACAUAGACCCCUGCUUCUCCCAGAGGCGGGUCAAUGAUGAUGGAUGAUGCUGUCUCUAUAAAGACAUGAACACAGCCUACGAAGGUGCCCACUCCAGGACAUAAAAAAGAAAUUAGAAAAAGAAGGAUACAGCUUCCUGCAGACAUCAUGGAAAGAUUGUCAUCAGCCAGCCAACCUUUCCUACCAAAGCAUUCAGAAACCAGAGGGAAAGAUGAAAUGAAUCAUGAUGAGAAACUCCAGAGCAAGGAAGAAGCUACUGAUCAGGCUACAACGGACCAAGAAAUGAUGACGAGAGAAGGUCUGGACAGAAGGAAUGUCUGGGAGCCGAGUGUUUACUAUGCCCUGGGAAAGGAGUCGUUUUAUUUUGUUGGUCACGAAAUCAACAUCCGGGAGUCUAUAGACUCAUAUGGAGCUCUGAUUUGGCCGGGGGCGAUAGCUCUGAGUCAGUUCUUAGAGAACAACCAGCACCAAAUGAAUCUGAUGGACAAAGCAGUGCUAGAGCUUGGAGCUGGAACUGGCUUACUCUCCAUAGUGGCAAGUUUGUUAGGUGCUUGGGUGACGGCUACUGAUCUACCUGACAUAUUGUCUAAUCUGUCCUUCAACCUUCGGCGGAAUACCAAGGGCCAUUCCCGCUACAUCCCUCAGGUGGCAGCCCUCUCCUGGGGUCAAGGCCUCGAACAAGACUUCCCCUUCCCAUCCUACCACUACGAUUAUGUCCUUGCAGCUGAUGUGGUGUAUCACCACGACUUCCUUGAGGAACUAAUGAGUACUAUGCUUCACUUCUGCAGACCAGGCAGCGGGACAACCCUGCUUUGGGCGAACAAAAUUCGAUUCCAGUCGGACCUGAGGUUCACAGAGUGCUUUAAGAGCAGUUUUAACACAACACUGCUUACCAAGGUACCAAAGGAGAAUGUGUGGAUAUACAAGGCCACAGCAAAGGAGUGAACAAAUGAGAUCUAAGAUUUGGAAAUACAAAACUCCUAAAUUUAAAUUCUGUUUUUUCUUUUCUUAAUGAUUUAAAUCAAUACAGGGAAAAGUUUGGAUUGUUUCAUUACCAUUUUGUUUGUAUUUGCCAGUUAUAUCACAUAAAAUCUAACCGAAUUACAUGAAAUCACUAUAAACUUGUAAAAGGGGAGACAAGUACCAUUCCAGUUUUGAUAUGUGCUUACAUGACAUUUCUUGACUGGGUUAUCAACAUUAUAACGUAAAAGCAAAGUUCCUGACGCGGUUGUUCAUAUGAAUAAGCUAUUUUAUUUGAAUCUUUUAGACAUUUCCUACUUCUGAACAACAUGAUGUUUUAGAAAUAAAUAACUUUGCUGUUAA
Molecule: messenger RNA, 1500 nt
Organism: Girardinichthys multiradiatus
Lineage: Eukaryota; Metazoa; Chordata; Actinopteri; Cyprinodontiformes; Goodeidae
Gene: mettl21cb
Product: methyltransferase 21C, AARS1 lysine b
Exons: 5
Coding region: 325-1122 (265 amino acids)
Biological process (GO): peptidyl-lysine methylation
Cellular component (GO): cytosol; cytoplasm
Molecular function (GO): protein-lysine N-methyltransferase activity
Source: RefSeq, a predicted model, not a curated record